AUGGAGAUGGAAGCGCCUCGAGUGGUCGCGUCCCAGGAACCGCAACCAGCCACACACACCCAGCCAGCUGAGAACGAAGUCGCCGGCGCCAAUGAGAUGCUCGCCGUGCCUGACGACACCGUCCAGGUUCUCUGCGGCCCGCUGCUCAACUACAAGCAUAUGGGACCCAAUGCCAACUCGCGCCAGAUAUGGAACGGCAGCGUCCUGAUAGUCACUCGGCCGCGCGAGCAGCCGCCGUUGCUGCAGCUGCAGUGCCUGGGAGCUGUGUCCAACGUCAAUGGCCCUACGGUGGGCGCCGGCAACGUCGAGCCUACCGUCGAGGGCGUCAAGCUCUUCUCCAGCCCCAUCGCGGCCUUCUGGCGCUUCCGCAUCGCCGUUCCCAUGGAGGACUACGAGGCGCGCUGGCAGUACACCAUCCCAGGCUUCCGGCAUGUAGACCAGGAGCAUACCAUGUCCUCCUGGAACUUCAUCGUGCCCGCCAUCGAGGACUCAAUGCGCAUCAUGUUCCACUCCUGCAACGGCUUCUCCGUGGGGACCGAUCUAGGCCAUUGGCAGGGCCCUUUGCUCUGGCAUGACGUCCUCAGGCUGCACGCUCAGCGGCCCUUCCACGUCAUGAUCGGAGGCGGUGACCAGAUAUACAACGAUUCCGUCAGGACUGAGGGCCCCCUGAAGGAGUGGACGGACAUCAGCAACCCUCACCGCAGACGGACUCACCCCUUCCCCAAUACUCUCAGGGCAGAGUGUGAUGUCUUCUACUUCAACAACUACGUACGUUGGUACGGGACUGAGCCAUUUGCUACUGCCAACGCCCAGAUCCCUCAGAUCAACAUCUGGGACGACCAUGAUAUCAUCGACGGCUUUGGAUCGUAUACCAGCCAUUUCAUGAGGUGUCCCGUCUUCCGUGGCCUGGGAGGUGUUGCCUUCAAGUACUACUGUCUGUUCCAGCACCACAAUGCUCCUCCCAUGUCCACUUUUACCACAGAUGCACCCCAAACCAUGCAGGCUGGAGAAGACGGUACUGCAGGCAUUGACCGCCGCCAGCUGGAAGGCUGCUACGUCUACGAGGAGCCCGAGGAAGAACCCAGUUGGAUAGUCGGUUCUAAACCGGGACCGUACGUUGAGGAGAUCAGCAGAAACCUUUACAUGCGCCUGGGAAAGCGUAUCGCCUUUGCUGGAAUUGAUGCUCGUACUGAGCGUACCAGACACCAGGUUAACUACCCAGAGACCUACGAUGCCAUCUUCGCCCGCCUGGAUAAGGAGUUUGCCGCCGCCAACGGAGAGAUCAAGCAUUUGAUACUCCUGCUCGGUGUCCCCAUUGCGUAUCCUCGCCUUGCUUGGCUAGAAAAUAUCCUCUCCUCUCCCCUGAUCUCUCCCCUUCGCCUGCUGAACAAGCGGUUCGGCUUCGCAGGAAGCUUCUUCAACAAGUUUGACGGACAGGUUGAUCUGCUCGAUGACCUCGACGACCACUACACGGCGAGACAGCACAAGGCAGAGAGGAGAAACCUGAUUCAGCGUCUCCAGCAGCUUGCCGCUCGUUACUCAGUCCGAGUCACCAUUCUCGGCGGCGAUGUCCACCUGGCAGCCGUGGGCCGCUUCUACUCUCGGGUCAAGGACCAUGUCCCCAUUGACAACGACCCCAAGUACAUGAUCAAUGUCAUCAGUAGUGCCAUCACCAAUAAGCCUCCUCCCAAGGCUGUGGCAAACUUACUCGCCAGCAGGAACAAGAUCCACCAUCUCGACCAUUACACGGACGAGACACUGAUGGACAUCUUUAACGACCAGCCCGGCGGCAAGAACAAGUCUUCCGGCGCGAACAAAGUGACCAUGCCGUCUCGUAACUACGCCUGCAUCACCGAAGUCACCACCUCUAAUGAACAGCCUGAGCUUGCCAAAGAACCCAAGAGCGGGCAUGAUGCCCUUCACCCGGGAGAGCAGAAUGCUGGCACAAAGUACAGCUCUGCAGACGGAGUAAGCAGCGUCACAGGCAAGCUGGGCGGAUUGGACAUCGCCAUCCGUGUUGAAAUCGACCCUGCUGAUGUCGAGGGCAAGACGGAGGGAUACGGCUUCAGUGUGCCGCCCCUUGUCCAGCCUGCUCCCACAGCUUAG
Molecule: messenger RNA, 2106 nt
Organism: Nannizzia gypsea CBS 118893
Lineage: Eukaryota; Fungi; Ascomycota; Eurotiomycetes; Onygenales; Arthrodermataceae
Exons: 3
Coding region: 1-2106 (701 amino acids)
Cellular component (GO): membrane
Source: RefSeq, a predicted model, not a curated record